AUGGGUGUCAGAGAAUCAGACAAAUUCGCUACAAAAGCUAUUCACGCAGGUGCACACGUAGAUGUCCACGGUUCAGUCAUUGAACCAAUCUCUUUGUCCACCACUUUCAGACAAAGCGCUCCAGCUCAACCAAUCGGUACUUAUGAAUACUCUAGAUCUCAAAAUCCAAACAGAGAAAACUUAGAAGUCGCUAUUGCUUCUUUAGAAAACGGUAAAUACGGUCUAGCAUUCUCUUCUGGUUCUGCCACCACCGCCGUCAUCUUACAAUCUCUACCACAAGGUUCCCAUGCCAUCUCCAUCGGUGACGUCUAUGGUGGUACUCACAGAUAUUUCACUAAAGUUGCUAACGCUCACGGUGUUGAAACUUCCUUCACCAACGAUCUACUAAACGAUUUACCAAAAUUAGUUAAAGAAAACACCAAGUUAGUCUGGAUUGAAUCCCCAACUAACCCAACUUUAAAAAUCACUGACAUUGAAGCCGUCUCUCAAAAGGUUAAAUCAUUAAACAAAGAUAUCUUACUCGUGGUAGACAACACUUUCCUAUCCCCAUACUUAUCAAACCCAUUGAACUUCGGUGCUGAUAUCGUCGUCCACUCCGCCACUAAGUACAUCAACGGUCACUCAGAUGUUGUCCUCGGUGUCCUUGCUACCAACAACAAGGACAUUUACGAAAGAUUACAAUUCUUACAAAACGCCAUCGGUGCCAUCCCAUCCCCAUUUGAUGCUUGGUUAACUCACAGAGGUCUAAGAACCCUUCACUUAAGAGUCAGACAAGCCUCCUUAAGUGCCCAAAAGAUCGCUGAAUUCUUACAAAACAACGAAAACGUCGAAGCAGUCAACUACCCAGGUUUACCAACACACAAGGACUACGAUGUCGUCAAGAAACAGCACCGUGAAGCCCUUGGUGGUGGUAUGAUCUCCUUCAGAAUCAAAGGUGGUGCCGAAGCUGCUGCUAAAUUCUCUUCAUCUACUAGACUGUUCGCUUUAGCUGAAUCUCUAGGUGGUGUAGAAUCUUUACUAGAAGUCCCAGCCGUCAUGACCCACGGUGGUAUUCCAAAGGAAGCCAGAGAAGCCUCUGGUGUCUACGACAACUUGGUCAGAUUAUCUGUUGGUAUUGAAGAUGGAGAUGACUUACUCGAGGAUGUCAAACAAGCCUUGGAAAAAUCCGCUGCCAAAUAA
Molecule: messenger RNA, 1179 nt
Organism: Kazachstania africana CBS 2517
Lineage: Eukaryota; Fungi; Ascomycota; Saccharomycetes; Saccharomycetales; Saccharomycetaceae
Gene: CYS3
Product: cystathionine gamma-lyase CYS3
Exons: 1
Coding region: 1-1179 (392 amino acids)
Biological process (GO): transsulfuration
Cellular component (GO): cytoplasm
Molecular function (GO): cystathionine gamma-lyase activity; pyridoxal phosphate binding
Source: RefSeq, a predicted model, not a curated record